CCUCCCUCCCCUUCCUUCUGAAAUCAGUUUCAGAAACCGUAAUCGCCAUGGUAGAAUCGAAUACAUCUCGUCGCACAUCCGUUCAUCAAGCUCUCGGCGGCGGUUCAGUCGCUGACUUGCUUUUGUGGAGAAAAUGGUGUGGAGGGAUUGUGUUGCUGAUUUCUGCGUCUACCAUGUGGUUCCUCUUUGAAAGAGCGGGUUACAAUUUCUUAUCUUUUGUGUCUAAUGUUUUGUUGCUCCUUGUUGUCAUCCUCUUCUUCUGGGCCAAAUCAGCUUCCCUUCUGAACAGACCUCUACCUCCCAUUCCUAAUUUGGAAAUUUCCGAGAAGACUAUUGUGCUAGUUGCUGAUGAGUUGCGAGCGAGGAUCAAUUACGCAUUGUUGAUUGCACACGACAUUGCAAUAGGCAGAAAUUUGAAAGUUUUCCUUCUGGUUGCCUGUGGCUUGUGGUUAAUAUCUUAUAUUGGUAGUCUUUUCAACUUCCUCACUCUUGUUUAUAUUGGAAUUCUUCUUAGUCUCUCGGUACCAGUGUUAUAUGAAAAGUACAAGGACCAUAUAGAUGAGAAGCUGUGUAUAACGCAUGGAAUCAUUCAAACACAGUACAGGAAGAUUGAUGAAAAUGUCCUAAAGAAGUUUUUAGUGCCCAACAAAGAAAAGAAGAUCCAGUAGGUUGUUUGGUGUGGCCAUGGGCAUAGAAAUUGGCUUUUCGAUAUGUGGAGCUUUGAGUUUCUUUUUGCUGGGAUGACAUCAAUUUGCAGUUAAGACAGUCUAUAAGAGCAGGAUGGACUAACCCUAUAGCUUCUACGUUUGCCAAAAGAUGGAAAUUAUUUUGUUUUUUUUUUCCCACAUGUGAAAACCAUUCUCUGGAUGGUUUUUGGUAAUGUAGGUUAUAAACCUUGGUUUGUGCUUUAAUAUUCACUUCCAGUAAAUAAUGAUAACCUCAAUGUCUGAGAAAAGCUUGUUUGCAUAAUAGAAUUCACAUUCAUUA
Rubroshorea leprosula is the source of this 987-nucleotide messenger RNA. Lineage: Eukaryota; Viridiplantae; Streptophyta; Magnoliopsida; Malvales; Dipterocarpaceae. The record is from the annotation of a GenBank genome assembly.